Molecule: messenger RNA, 1902 nt
Organism: Gregarina niphandrodes
Lineage: Eukaryota; Apicomplexa; Conoidasida; Eugregarinorida; Gregarinidae
Exons: 1
Coding region: 1-1902 (633 amino acids)
Source: RefSeq, a predicted model, not a curated record
AUGAAAUCUUUCACAGCUCUAUCACUCGCGCUACUGGCUCAAGCAAGCAACGGACAACCAAGCAACGGACAACCCAGCAGCAGACAAGAUAGCCCACUGACGUACGGACAAGCCAAUACGGGUGAAGUCAAAGCUUCAGCUAGCACGUCUGAAGGUGUUUUGUCGCACUUUGAUCCGAGUAUAGCUAGUUGGGAUAUAAAUGAUUUUCUCUCACGGAAUUAUCACGAUGACGACUUGCGAUAUGAUGGAAACAAGUACGAAUUGCGAGACAUCUUCGACUUAUUCUCUAAAAUAUCUAAAGGGUGGAGGAACCCCCGGUUGUUUGAUGAAUUGCUAAUGAACGACCAUCACGGAAGCACGGACGACACGACUACCACCUUCGUUACCACCACAUAUACCACAUUGGCCACCGUAACCGAUGCUGCGAAUCAAGAUAAUUCCACUUCUCCCAUGCAAGCGUUCUCACUUCGACCCGAAGACAUUGCCGUAGCCAUCGAAGCCAACGGCCAUCUGGAGGACAUUGUUGUAACACUUGAAAGUCUACGCUCUUCAAAUAUCACCGAGGUACUCAUUAUUCAGCCCGCUUUGACAAAGUGCGCAAGUUUGCCACACGCGUGUGCAGACCGAAUUUUACCCUUAAUAUCUCUCGAAUCGAUUGCGAGAAAGCUGUAUAAAUUUGAGAGUAUCAAAAUUGGCACUUAUGACGCAUACCUUCCAAGUGGCAGUUACUCUCGCCGGUUAAUGGCGUUGGAAGCCUCCAAGUCUAAUGUUUUGUUUAUAAGGGCCGGACAAGUUGUCUCCGUGGGACGGUUAUUGAAAUCGGUCGCCGGGGUGCUUGAAAGCGAAGGAACAGCCACAAACCAGGAUGUGUUCGUUGAGAUACCUAUCGCGGCUUCCCAGAUAAUCUACCGCAAUCGUGGGGAGUUAGUAGACCGCGUUAACCGGAGUAUUAAUGGGAAGGCUCAAGUGGACGGAGAUUCGGAAGCCGGCAUGCAGCCCUCGUCAUAUAUGGAUGUCACGCUUGUGAAUACAUCCACGGAUCACGUAGACUGGUCCCAGUUACUAUACUGCAAUCAGUGGCCCGCCUUCACGGGAGUUGAUCAAGUGGUUGGUGGCGCUAUUGAAGAUCCGUUCAGCGACUCAAAAAUGAUUGCUUUAUGCCGCACGGCGAAGCCCGUGAGGCCGAUCGAUAGGGUCCGGUGCCAGUCGGAUACGGUGUUGGUUGCCUCCCGAGGACUGAUUGCUGGUGCGCGAGUACUUCCUAUGCACAGCCAUGUCGGCGAACGGGCAGUGAUCGGAAGACAAAGCCCUACCUACUGUAUUACAAGUACCACGGAUCUGGCAUACCAAGUGUGGCUGGAUUCGCGCACGCGGAAUUUGGUCAAUGGGUCGGUGGAUGAGCUUACGGAACAGGAAUACCGUCAGCUGCAGUACUAUAACAGUCAUCUGGACACUGAGACAACGAGAGCACCCUCUGCGACUCCCGCGAAGACGGCCACGGUCUCCACCAGGAUGUCUUCGACGGUUCCGACCUCCAGCGAGACGGUUUCUCUCUCCCAUGUCUCCGACGAGACGCUCUCUGUCUCCGACGAGACGCUCUCUGUCUCCAACGAGACGCUCUCUGUCUCCAAUGAGACGCUCUCUGUCUCCAAUGAGACGCUCUUUGUCUCCAAUGAGACGCCCUCUGUCCAACGACACGUCCCCAGCAAGACAGAUUCUAUUUCCACUGCGACGGCGGGAAUCUCCGUCGGGAGCAUCCGAGUGACCGAUAAAAGUUCUUCUGCGAUGACACACAGCAGGGACUCCUGGCACAGCGUGGCUUCAGUCAGCGAGGCUGGCCGUGAAAGUUCGUCCCUACCAGAGAACCAAUCGCCAUUCACCACCCCCCGACCGAUUUUGUGA